AUGGAGAACACACCGCCCGAGAAGCGUCGACGACGGCCGCCCUUGGCUUGCAUCGCUUGCAGACGCCGCAAAGUGAGGUGCGAUCGCAAAUUGCCGUGUCAAAACUGCGUCCGCGCACGGAGGGCCGCCUCUUGUUCAUAUGUCUCUGAUGAGCGUAUUGAGCCGAGAGAGGGCACCGAAGGGUUUGAAGAUGGCAUCAACGGCCGACACCCGCAGCGUGACGCUUUGUCGAGUGUGCCCUUCUUCACUACCGCAGCCUCCCCAUCUAACAGCUCUCCGGACCAGCUUGCGGAAAGGGUCAGGCAGCUCGAGGAACAGCUCGGCCAGUUCGUCAACGCACGGAAUAGUAGUGCCCCUGCCCGGUCCGAGGUCCCCAAAGCAUACCUUAACAAUGCGAAUUUCAACCCUCCGACCGCAUCCAGAUUCCUGGGACCGGAGCACUGGCAGGUUCAGGGCUCAGGCACUGCAGAUACUAGCUUGCCAAGAGCGAGACACUCAAGAGAGGCUCAGGGGCCGAAUCAAGAGAGAGGCGGCCCGAACACUGAAGAGAACCAUCCCACGAGUGGCAACGUCAACGCCAUCCUCUCGAAGUCCAGGUACUUGGGAAAUAGUCACUGGAUACAUGGGGUGACGCUUUUUCCACGGCUUAUGUUGUUCCUUGAGUCCUUAAAGUCAGACAAGAGUUCAGAAGGCUACAAGGCAGUUGCCCAGAGCAAGACCCUAGGGCGCCAGAUUAAAGCGUUGCGAGUGCCUCAAAUAAUGUCCUUGGAGUUUGGGAACCACAUACCAUCCAAGCAGCUCGCCGACGAGUUGGUGGAAGCGUACCUACGGACCUACGAGACUAUCCAUCGGGUCCUGCACAUCCCAUCUUUCAGGCUCGAGUACGCACGGUACUGGCAGAACCCAAAAGGGGCGAGGCAGGCAUUUGUGAUCCAGCUCCAGCUCUGUAUGGCCAUAGGUGCGGUACUGCACGAUGACCACUUCUCUCUCCGGAGUUUGGCGGUACGAUGGGUCUACGAAGCUCGCUUCUGGCUGUUCCAGCCCUCGGAGAGGUCAAGGAUGAACCUUUCAGGUCUGCAAAUAUGUUGCCUCAUCCAUCUAGCCCGUGAUGUUUGUGGAGUUGGAUCAGAUCUGGUUUGGGCAUCCGCUGGCUCGUUGAUGAGGAUGGCGUUGUAUAUCGGCCUCCAUCGGGACCCAGAUAAUCUCCCCAAAAUGUCACUCCUUGCAGCCGAGACACGCCGUCGAGUAUGGGCCGCGAUACUGGAGAUUUUGGUACAGUCAAGCAUGGACUCAGGAGGGCCGCCGCUGAUAUCACCAUUUGACUACGAUACAAAACUGCCAGGCAACUAUAAUGACGAGGAUCUCCUAGCCGAAGUGCCACAACCUAAGCCCCUGACCACCUUCACCGACACGUCAAUCCAGAUCGGGCUGGUCAGGACGAUCAAGGUGCGCAUCGAAAUCGCAGCAUAUCUCAACGAGUUCCGCUCUGUGACGAGCUACGACAAGUCCCUAGCUAUCAACUCCGAGCUCACGGCGGCGUCCCGAUCGCUGGAUGCAUUGCUGCGUGCGCACAAAAACCAAAACCCUGGCCCCUCUUCAUUCCAACUUCGGACAGUCGAACAUAUAAUGCAGAGGUACUUCCUGGCCAUCCACCUGCCCUGGCUCGGCCUUGCAAAGGAUGAUCCGCGUUACUUCUACAGCAGGAGGCUCUGUGUCGAGGCCGGUCUGAGGCACCACAGAGUGGUUAGGGCUCAUAAGUCCAUCGACCCAGCAGAUAGGGCUUUCCAGGAACCGGACGACUUUCGGCGGCUACUUAUCUGUGGCUCAGGAUCGGUGCGGUUUAUCGGCACGCAGUGUCUCCUGGCGGCCACACUUGAGUUCGUAUGGGAACUGGAUGAGCGCCUCGAAGGUGCACGAAGUCUGGAUCUUUGCACCACGGCGACAACCUCAACAACAUCGGCAGCUGGCACGCCGGGAGCGGGACUAGGUUUCAUGGGCCCAAUGGUUGAUGAGAGCGAGAUGCUUGACGUGCUUCGAUAUACGGUGGAGUGGAUGAGAGCACGCAUCAAGGCUGGCGAGGUGAACGUCAAGGGUUUUCUGUUCGCAACGGCGGUGCUUGCUGAAGCCGAAGGGCUCACGAAAGAUCCAAGCGAGGAACAGCUCAAGGACAUCGUACGAGAAGCUUGUUUGAAAUCGGCAAGGGAGGCGCUCGACCUUCUUAAAGAGAUGCAUGCCGCGCUGAGCGGUGGCAAUCCCAUGUCCAGCGUAGGAGAGGCCGAUGCAGGCUCGUCGAUGGACACAGGGGACCAUGGGCCACAAGUCUCUGCCGCCGUCGAAGAUGCCUUCUCUGGCAUGGGUGAUUUUGAGCAACUGAGCAGGGAGUGGGACUGGGAUUGUCAGGCGUCCGUCUAG
Molecule: messenger RNA, 2412 nt
Organism: Diaporthe citri
Lineage: Eukaryota; Fungi; Ascomycota; Sordariomycetes; Diaporthales; Diaporthaceae
Exons: 5
Coding region: 1-2412 (803 amino acids)
Biological process (GO): DNA-templated transcription; regulation of transcription by RNA polymerase II
Cellular component (GO): nucleus
Molecular function (GO): DNA-binding transcription activator activity, RNA polymerase II-specific; zinc ion binding; RNA polymerase II cis-regulatory region sequence-specific DNA binding
Source: RefSeq, a predicted model, not a curated record